AAGAUCAAUUCUCCUUCAGAACUUCACUACAUACUUUCUUCUUUAAAGACCGAGUAAUAGUCUUAGUCUUCUUGCUAAGUCAAUUGAACUUACUCCCAUCCAAACUGAGAAAAAAAAAAUUGAAGUUCAUAAAUAAGUGAACCCCUCGGGCUUCCAGAGCAUAUGCAGCUAGUUAAUUUUCAGUUCCAACUUCCAAACCUCUGUAAUCUAGUUUGUGUGACCAAAGCCAAUGGAGGUGAAGGUGAAGCAGUUGCAAUUGCACCUCGUGCUAAUUGCUGCACUAGCAUUAGCCCUCGUAGCAGCAGAAACCAAAGUACAGUCCCUGCCUGGCUGCAACUCCACUCUAGCUAUGAUAGUGCAAAGAUAGCAAUCAAAUUUGCAGACAGAUAUGAAAGCCAAAUAAUGAAUUGAAGCCACUUUUUGGCUAUGGUCUUCCAAUGGUUUCCAUAACCAACCAGAUCUAUUUGUAAGGGGAAACUAAUCACAUGCUACUAAAGAAGAUGAAUGGAAGAAAACCCCCUAGAAAUAAUCUAGUUUGUGUGACCAAAGCCAAUGGAGGUGAAGGUGAAGCAGUUGCAAUUGCACCUCGUGCUAAUUGCUGCACUAGCAUUAGCCCUCGUAGCAGCAGAAACCAAAGUACAGUCCCUGCCUGGCUGCAACUCCACUUGUGGAGAUGUCAAUAUUCCUUAUCCUUUUGGCAUAGGCAACUCAUCAUCAAAACCAGAUCAACCUUGUUACUUGGAGCGCAAAUUCAAACUCGACUGCAAUGAUUCUAAACUAUAUUUUAGUAACGUACAACUACAAGUUCUAGACAUCACCAUCAUUAUGGGUCAAGUGGACGUAAUGUUUUUCGUCUCAUCGGAAUGCAAUCAACGACCACUUUUUGCAGCAAGUCCCCCUCCUAUCAGCAUUUCAACGACGGAAACCCAAGAUGGGAGUGAGAGCCGUCAAUAUGGGAACCUCUACACAGCAAGUUUCAGCAUUUCAAGCAAGGAAAACAAGUUCCUAACCGUGGGCUGCGACAGUUAUGGCUAUCUCAACAGUGUUUACGAGGAGCACACAUAUACAACUGGGUGCUUGACAAGAUGUUAUGGCAAAAAAACAAUAAUAAAAAACGGAACUUGUUCAGGCAUAGGGUGUUGCCAGGUGGACGUUCCUCCAAGAAUGAGGAAUAUCACAGUAGAAGCAUCUGGGUUUCCCAAUUCAACGGAAUCGUUGGGAACCUGCACCUAUUCAUUUGUUGUUAAGCAAGGCUCGUAUAAUUUUUCUACCACUGAUUUAGAAGAUUUUCCUCACACAGAACUCCCCUUGGUUCUUGAUUGGACUGUAGGAAACAGCAGCUGCGAUGCUUCAAAGAGUGGUACCGACUACGCGUGCAAGAGCAAUAGUUACUGCAACGACAAGGACUUGGAUUAUGGUUAUCGAUGCACAUGUAUGCCAGGUUAUGAAGGAAACCCGUACCAUCCUCCUGAUGGCUGCACAGAUAUUGAUGAGUGUAAGGGGCCGGAUCAUGGAUGCAUAGAUGAAAAUCACUGUCGCAACAAAAAUGGGUCUUAUGAUUGCUUUUGUCCUAAGGGGCAAUCUGCAGACGGAACAGACAAAGGAAGGUGCAACAAACAGGAAGUACUUACAAAAGUUAUAAUUGGAGCAGGAGCAGGGAUUAUUAUUCUAUUUGUGGUGAUUGCCUCUCUGUACUUAACAUACCAGAAAAGGAAACUAAUGAAGCUAAAAGAGAAAUUCUUCCGUGAGAAUGGGGGCUUCAUUUUGCAACAAAAACUCCGUACAAGAGAAGAUUCCUCCCAAACUGCUAAAAUUUUCACAGAACAUGAACUAAACAAGGCCACCAACAACUAUGAUGAGAGCUUAAUCAUUGGUAAAGGAGGUUAUGGCAUAGUUUUCAAAGGAGUUCUGCCAGAUAAACGGAUUGUUGCAAUCAAGAAAUCCAAAAUAGUAGAUAAGAGUCAAAUCGAGCAAUUCAUUAAUGAGGUGGUUGUUCUGUCCCAAAUCAUUCAUAGGAAUGUGGUCAAACUCUUGGGAUGCUGUUUGGAGACUAAAGUACCUUUACUAGUUUAUGAGUAUGUCAGCAAUGGUACCCUUCAUGAUUUGAUUCACAAUGGAGGCAAGGAAGAAAAUGUAACAUGGAAAACUCGUCUAAGGAUAGCAGCAGAGGCAGCUGGAGCUCUGUCUUAUCUGCACUCGGAUGCCUUUGUACCCAUUAUCCACAGAGAUGUAAAGGGUGCCAACAUUCUCUUGGAUGACGAUUACAGAGCCAAAGUGUCAGAUUUUGGAGCUUCAAAAUUGGUUCCGCUUGACCAAACUGGUAUAGCCACAAUGGUGCAGGGCACUCUUGGAUACUUAGACCCAGAGUAUAUGCAAUCACAACAUUUGACAGAGAAAAGUGAUGUAUAUAGCUUUGGGGUAGUGCUUGUAGAGCUGCUAACUGGGGAGAAACCUAUUUCAUUUGACAGGCCAGAAGAGAAAAGAAGCCUAGCUAUGCACUUUCUUUCUUGCUUGAAAGAGGACCGCAUGUUUGAUGUUGUUCAAGCUGGAAUCAUGAAUGAAGAAAAUAAGCAAGAGAUAAAGGAGGUUGUUGUUCUUGCAGCAAAGUGUUUGCGGCUUAAAGGCGAGGAAAGACCAAGCAUGAAGGAAGUGGCUAUGGAGUUGGAGGGAUUAAGGCUAAUGGAGAAGCACCCCUGGACAAGUAGAGAACAAGAUUUGGAGGAGACUCCAUACUUUCUUCACAAUGAAUCUUCAAACAUUUAUUAUGAAUGUGGUGAUAGGAGCAGCCUUCAGAAUACUGGGUAUGAUACCAGUAGGGAUCAUGUACCGCUGGUUGCCUUGCAUGGUGGUUCUGUGACAACAUAUUGUAAUCUAUAUAAGAUAUCUUGGUUUUCAGUUGAAUGUGUGUGAAACAUCCUAUCUUGUAUUUGCUAAGUACUUUUUUUUUUCUUAAUUCCACUUUUCGUCCCUGAUCUAUCAUAGUUAUGCGAUUUUGGUCCCAUUAUUUAAAAACGAGUAAUUUGCAUCUCC
Molecule: messenger RNA, 3030 nt
Organism: Lotus japonicus
Lineage: Eukaryota; Viridiplantae; Streptophyta; Magnoliopsida; Fabales; Fabaceae
Product: putative wall-associated receptor kinase-like 16
Exons: 3
Coding region: 553-2910 (785 amino acids)
Biological process (GO): protein phosphorylation; cell surface receptor signaling pathway
Cellular component (GO): plasma membrane
Molecular function (GO): calcium ion binding; polysaccharide binding; ATP binding
Source: RefSeq, a predicted model, not a curated record